Messenger RNA from Fonsecaea erecta, 2661 nucleotides. RefSeq lists its product as hypothetical. The record is from RefSeq and is a predicted model, not a curated record. Gene Ontology annotation, biological process: DNA replication initiation; mitotic DNA replication checkpoint signaling; mitotic G2 DNA damage checkpoint signaling. Lineage: Eukaryota; Fungi; Ascomycota; Eurotiomycetes; Chaetothyriales; Herpotrichiellaceae. The transcript has 4 exons. The coding region runs from base 1 to 2661 and encodes 886 amino acids.
AUGGCAAGAAUCGAAUCUCGGGGAUCGGCCGAGCAACCGCUCCAAGGUGUAAUGCUGUGUUUUACUUCAGUCGGCCCAGAGGACAGAAGUCGAUAUGCCGACAUUGCAAUACAGAUGGGAGCCCAACACAAGCUCGACUUGACUUCCGAUACAACCCAUCUCAUUGUCGGUAGCACGGACACCUUGAAAUAUCAAUACGUGGCUCGAGAACGAGAAGAUAUAAAAGUGCUACGCCCGGAGUGGAUUGAAGCCGUUCGAGACCACUGGAUCAACGACUUACCUUUGGACCUCGACGCCCUCACACAGCAAUAUCGGAUGCCCACGUUGGCCGGUUUGAAAAUCUGCAUCACAGGCUUUGAUGACCUUGCUUUUCGUGCCCAGCUGCAGAAGAACGUCAAAGAGAAUGGCGGAGAAUACACGGGAGAUCUGACCAAGGAUGUAACCCACCUCAUCGCCGCCAAGCCCGAGGGCAAAAAGUAUGAAUAUGGUAUGCAAUGGCAGAAGAAGGUCGUCAGUCUCAAAUGGUACAAGGACACACUGGAAAGAGGCAUGCAAUUGGAUGAGCGACUCUACCAUCCUACUGUUCCUGUUCCCGAACAAGGUCUUGGGGCAUGGAAUCGAAAAGCUCGGGGUUCUCCUCAGCUGGGCAAACGCCCGAGGGAAGAUAAUAUCGGUGCAGAGCCCUUGAGAAAGCUCCGGAGGACGGCAAGUGCCAAGUUUGGGAGUCAGACUCAAGAUAUGUGGUCGGACAUUGUGGGCGGUGCUGGAUUUGAGGCCAAAAAGGUUGAGCGUCCGGCGCUGAAGCCUUCGGUCUCGAUGCCUGGCCUUCGAGAGAUUGCACGACCAGCAACUGCUGCUGGCAAUCAUCAAGCCGACCUCAUCAACGGGGAGCCUGCUCCCGGCACGAAAACUGCAAGUUUAGGGUUCCUAACUGGUCGCCUGUUUAUAGUAAAAGGUUUCGAAGAGAAGAAGAGAAAACAUCUUCGAAAUGUGUUAGUCGAGUACGGUGCGACAAUCAUCAAUGAGGGAGACGAUCUCAAUGGUAUCGAACCAAACAAUAUAAUUGUCAUUCAGCCCCAUGAUAUGAGCAAGUCCGGUUCAACGACAAAUGGACGCAUCGAGGCAGCCUCCCAGGCGGUGUCAGAGCUCUGGCUUGAAAAAUGCAUGCUUGCGAAGUCUUUCAUCCACCCCGUCAAAUAUCCGCUUGGGCAAAUACUGAGUGCCCCCCUUUUAUGCUUGAAGGAUCUAACCAUCAACGCGACCGGCUUCGACGGACUAGAAGCCAUGCAUAUCUCAAAGAUUGUCACACUACUGGGGGGGACUUACUCGCAGAUGUUUGCUGCUGGAGUUUCAAUACUGAUCUGUAAGGCUGGCAAUGCUAAAAAGGACAAGCUUGAUCUGGCACAACAUCUGCACAUCCCCGCUGUCACUGAGGAAUGGUUGUGGUCCACGAUCAAGAACGAGCACAAGGCAAAUGUUGAAAGCUAUCUCAUUAGACAAGCUCGACUGGGUCCAGCGGAGAGUGAAAGACCAGCAGUCAAAAGGAGCGCAUCGAAAGACUACGUCGAAGUGAGCACAAUUCCUCUCCCACGAAAUCCUGGCGACCAUAAAGCGAACCUAGAGUCCGAGCCAGCCGGGACUGGAACACAGAACAGACAUAUGCCAGAGAAACCGGUUGAGAAAUCAGGCCCUCGUCUGGAUGUCCAGCAGCAAUCGGCGGAAGAGACAUCUGAGCAGGCCAAAGAAGGACCCUCCGCUCCUAGUAGCGCGAAUGGUAUUUCGGGACGAAGUGAGACAAAAGAACGCUCAUAUGAUGAUGACAACUGUCCGCUCCGGGUAAUGUCUCCGAAUGGCAGAAACACACGCUUGGUGAACAAGCCACCCGUGAUUCACACCCUGGACGGUAUCUCGAGAACGGACGAUUCGACAUCGAAAGAGAAUGCUCCGGCGCCUUCAAGAAGUGGUGUCCGGCCUGAACUCCACGGCAAAACCGCAGAUAUCGAAGCAAUCAAUGGUGCGAUCCGAGACAUCCUGAACGAGCACUCUAGAAAAAAGUCUGCCGGCAGCAAUCAGAGCGAUCCACUGAAGAAAAAGAACCGGUUGUUCGGGCGAGCACUGAGUAAUCUUUCUAACUCGUCAACGGCUUCAAAUGUGAGGUGCUCGAGAGCCAGUUCUAUUGACAGUAUCAACACGGACGGAAUGGGUAGCGAGAUUGUUACCAUACAAUCAGUCGGGACCCAGAGCGGUGAGAGCGCAUCUACAGCUGAGAAAGGCACCUUCAACUUCACUGGCCGUGCAAAGCAGACCCUGGCCGCGCUCAAAUCAGCUCCAUUGGAGAUGGAUGACCCGGAUAUGCCCAGAAAUGUCGGUUUCCCAACGGAGCAAGAUGCGGCACCGCCCAUGACGCAGCUAGGCUAUGAGGACCCGGAAGAAGCAAUCUUGUUGCGGGAGAAACUGGCUGCAUCGAGGAAAAAGGGAUCCGGGAAGGGCAGGCCAAACAACGACGUUGAACAAGCUCCACCUGCGAGGCGAUUGAAGUCCGCGGAUCGUAAGAUUCGAGACGAUGAUCUACUGACAACUGUCAAUGCUGGAUGGGGUGCUGGAAGACGGACUAGGCAUAAACCACGAAGUCCGCCGGAUCAAGGGAUCAAGGAAUUUUGA